Messenger RNA from Dissoconium aciculare CBS 342.82, 1342 nucleotides. Its product is annotated as ArfGap-domain-containing protein. NCBI's taxonomy places the organism in Eukaryota, Fungi, Ascomycota, Dothideomycetes, Mycosphaerellales, Dissoconiaceae. The coding region runs from base 125 to 1342 and encodes 405 amino acids. The transcript is spliced from 2 exons. The record is from RefSeq and is a predicted model, not a curated record. Gene Ontology annotation, molecular function: GTPase activator activity. Gene Ontology annotation, cellular component: Golgi membrane. Gene Ontology annotation, biological process: regulation of endocytosis; regulation of ARF protein signal transduction.
CACGACGACGCAUUGCGAAUGCCGACAACCAUCGCACCGCCACGAAACGUUUUGAGACUCGAACCAUAUAUUUCAUACAUUUGCUAUUCACCUUAACUAAGCAGGCCACGUUGAAGCCGUUAAGAUGAGUGGUAACAAGAUGUGGGAGGUCGAUCCGGAGACUCGGAGCAAACUCCAGGCGAUAGCAAAGACGAAUGGUAACAACAAGUGCGUCGACUGUGGAGCGCCGAGUCCUCAAUGGGCUUCGCCUAAGCUGGGCAUCUUCUUUUGCCUCGCGUGCUCCGGAAUUCACCGAUCAUUGGGCGUACACAUCUCCUUCGUGCGCUCAGUCACCAUGGACGCCUUCAAAACUGCCGAAGUACGGCGGAUGGAGCUCGGCGGUAACGAGCCUUGGGUAAACUUCUUCAACGAACACAAUAGCAACACUCUUGUUGGACGCGACUUCGAGAGUUGCACUAUCGCCGAAAGAUAUGAUAGCGAGGCGGGCGAGGAAUGGAAAGAGCGAUUGACAGCAAAGGUCGAGGGAGUGGAAUACGUGCCUGGCGUGCCCAAACCGAAGGCGAAACCUGCACCUGUCACCAACAAUGCAGCGUCAUCGCUGUCAAGUUCGGGGCGGAAUACUCCUCUCUCAAAUACACGAUCGUCGGCAGCUCCUCAACGGACAGUUUCGCCCUCACAAAAGGCGCAAAACGAGGCAUACUUCUCUCGUAUGGGCGAAGCGAAUGCUGGUCGGCCAGCUGAUCUUCCACCAAACCAGGGCGGGAAGUACGCAGGCUUCGGCUCUUCAACAAUGCCACAAUCCUCCACAUCAUCUGGGGGCAUCCCCUCGACAGAUGAAUUCCAAAAGGAUCCAUUGGCCGCUCUAACAAAAGGAUUCGGCUGGCUCUCAAGCACUGUGACGAAGCAAGCGGCAACCGUCAACUCACAGUACAUCCAACCAGGCAUGAAAAGCAUCGCGGACGGCGAAUUCGCCGCGCAAGCACGCGCGACGGCAUUGCAACUGGGCACUACAGUACAGCAAGGCACAAAAGGACUAGGCGACCAAUUCAACAAGUUCGUCGACCCGGACGCGCACAACGGACCCGGCGGCCGAGCAGCGCCCGUCGACCCAGGCAAACGCGACUUUUGGGACUCCUUUGGAGCCGAUCCAGCCGGUCCGCCGAAAGAGAAGAAGGAUUUCUGGGAUGAUUUCGCCGCGGCAGGAGAGGCCGUGGGUCAACAGCAGAAGCCCAAACCGACGAGUAUUGGCACAAGUGCGAUGAAACCUGCGAGCACAACUCCUACGACGGGCGGCGCAUCCGCCUCAGGGGCGAAGGAAGACAGUGGGUGGAGUGAUUGGUAG